Molecule: messenger RNA, 9455 nt
Organism: Rattus norvegicus (Norway rat)
Lineage: Eukaryota; Metazoa; Chordata; Mammalia; Rodentia; Muridae
Source: RefSeq, a predicted model, not a curated record
UGUAUUCUGGCUGUGUCUCUCAGGAGCGAUCUACAUCCGGCUCCUGUCGGUCUGCACUUCUUUGCUUCAUCCAUCUUGUCUAAUUGGGUGGCUGUAUAUGUAUGGGCUACAUGUGGAGCAGGCUCUGAAUGGGUGUUCCUUCAGUCUCUGUUUUAAUCUUUGCCUCUCUCUUCCCUGCCAAGGGUAUUCUUGUUCCCCUUUUAAAGAAGGAGUGAAGCAUUCACAUUUUGAUCAUCCGUCUUGAGUUUCAUUUGUUCUAGGGAUCUAGGGUAAUUCAAGCAUUUGGGCUAAUAGCCACUUAUCAAUGAGUGCAUACCAUGUGUGUUUUUCUGUGAUUGGGUUACCUCACUCAGGAUGAUAUUUUCCAAUUCCAACCAUUUGCCUACGAAUUUCAUAAAGUCAUUGUUUUUGAUAGCUGAGUAAUAUUCCAUUGUGUAGAUGUACCACAUUUUCUGUAUCCAUUCCUCUGUUGAAGGGCAUCUGGGUUCUUUCCAGCUUCUGGCUAUUAUAAAUAAGGCUGCAAUGAACAUAGUGGAGCAUGUGUCUUUUUUAUAUGUUGGGGCAUCUUUUGGGUAUAUGCCCAAGAGAGGUAUAGCUGGAUCCUCAGGCAGUUCAAUGUCUAAUUUUCUGAGGAACCUCCAGACUGAUUUCCAGAAUGGUUGUACCAGUCUGCAAUUCCACCAACAAUGGAGGAGUGUUCCUCUUUCUCCGCAUCCUCGCUAGCAUCUGCUGUCACCUGAGUUUUUGAUCUUAGCCAUUCUCACUGGUGUGAGGUGAAAUCUCAGGGUUGUUUUGAUUUGCAUUUCCCUUAUGACUAAAGAUGUUGAACAUUUCUUUAGGUGUUUCUCAGCCAUUCGGCAUUCCUCAGCUGUGAAUUGUUUGUUUAGCUCUGAACCCCAUUUUUUUGGUUCUUUUUUUCGGAGCUGGGGACCGAACCCAGGGUCUUGCGCUUCCUAGGUAAGCGCUCUACCACUGAGCUAAAUCCCCAGCCCCCUGAACCCCAUUUUUUAAUAGGGAUAUUUGUCUCCCUGUGGUCUAACUUCUUGAGUUCUUUGUAUAUUUUGGAUAUAAGGCCUCUAUCUGUUGUAGGAUUGGUAAAGAUCUUUUCCCAAUCUGUUGGUUGUCAUUUUGUCCUAACCACAGUGUCCUUUGCCUUACAGAAGCUUUGCAGUUUUAUGAGAUCCCAUUUGUCGAUUCUUGAUCUUAGAGCAUAAGCCAUUGGUGUUUUGUUCAGGAAAUUUUUUCCAGUGCCCAUGUGUUCCAGAUGCUUCCCUAGUUUUUCUUCUAUUAGUUUGAGUAUAUCUGGUUUGAUGUGGAGGUCCUUGAUCCACUUGGGCUUAAGCUUUGUACAGGGUGAUAAGCAUGGAUCGAUCUGCAUUCUUCUACAUGUUGACCUCCAGUUGAACCAGCACCAUUUGCUGAAAACAGCAUGUACUCUUAACCACUGAGCCAUCUCUCCAGCCCCAUUAUAUUUAUUCUAUCAGAUUACAAAUUCCUUGAAGAAGGAUUUAUGGCCUACAUGUAUUUCUUAUUGAAAUUGUGUUUUAUAAUUUAUAAAGUCCCUUGGACCACAUUGUUUUCCUCCCUUCUUUUCUUCAUCCCUUCUCCCUCUCUACCUCCUUCCUCACUCCCCCUUCCCCUCCCUUUCUUCUUUUUUCCUCCUUCCAUGCCUUUUUGUGCCAGUCCUCGGUAUAUAUAGACCAGUGCAGAAAGAAAGAGAAAGAAGUGAGGCCCACAUAAGUCAAUAAGUUUUCUUUAAUUAAGGACAUCCUCUGAAGAAAUGACCUCCACACUGAAGGGUCAGUAGGAGGCAGCUAUGUGGGGCAGGUGCAGCAGACACAAAACCUGUGUAGUGUGAGAGCGCCUGAAGGUGCUGAGGGAUGGCACAGUGCUGUGGAGAGAGCUGGUGCUUGCACAAGGAGGGAGAGAUGAGGUAGGGUAAGAUCCCGAAAGCCUAGGAGCUCUGAUGUGAGGCUUAGCUAGAUGCUAAGGCAGCAAAGAUUCACUGGGACCCUUAAAGACUGGACCACCAUCGUCACAUCUUAGAAAGAUUACUUGGGCUUUAUAACAUGGAGAGUAUUGGCCAGGACAGUAACCUAAUCCCUUCCUGAGGGUUGGGCUGAUGACCCUUUACCAACUAUAACUAGAGGAGACUAGGGUGGGAGUUAUUGCUCUUACUUUAAGAAUGAUAGGUGAAUUGAAGUUUGGAGUGGUGGUCUGAGUUACUUAACUUCACAGGAUAGAUUGUAAGACCUAGUUAUGAACUUUUCAGUGCUUGUAAUUAUAUUAUUUCAUUGCUCAUCAUGGGUCAGGAGCUCCCGGUGGCGUACAUGUGAACUCUCCUCGUUUCUUUCUUUUUUUUUUUUCUUUUUUCUUUUUUUCGGAGCUGGGGACCGAACCCAGGGCCUUGUGCUCGCUAGGCAAGCGCUCUACCACUGAGCUAAAUCCCCAACCCACUCCUCGUUUCUUUCUUAACCACCUCAUCUUUGCUUCAUCAACAUCUUUUGACCAUACAAUACCUGACAAAAAUACAUCAACUCAAGCUCCACUCACCCAAGAGGAUACUGCCUUAGGGACUCUCCCCUCUAGAAGCUGUCCCUGAUCUUGUUGGAGAAAAAUGCCUCUUGAAAGCCAUUGGUGCUUCAGUUGAACUCUUUGUGGUCAUUUAACGAAUACUAUGAGUUGUGUUUGGGACAAGACUGAGAAUUCUUUGAGGAAUUCUAGUUCAUGAUGGUUUAUCCUGAAUUACUUAUCCUGGCUUCUAUGGUGGUUUAUGUAGUGUGUGUCUGUAUCCAUCCUCUUUUUCUGAGAUAGGAAGGAAUGGAGGUGCCUAGAGUGAGACAUUGGCGGGCCUCAGGGGGUGAGCUUUUGGAUGCUCACAGGAGGCAGGAAGAGAGUAUGGUUAAUAGAGAGCAUGGGCUCUGCAGUAGAGCAGGUCUGGGUUCUAGUUUUCUCCUUGCUAUUGCAGCCAUGGGAGAGUGAAGUGGAUAGGGUUAGGGGUUCCAGGAGAGCAGAAAAGGCCUGGAUAGGCAUCUCCAAGGUAAAUAUAGACUUACAGAUAGCUUUGGGGGCAGGGCUGAGAUAGGCACUGGAAUUUGGUGAGAGCUUGGUCUUCUCUUGGCAGCCCUGGUACAGGGCUGCUGGAUUUCUAACCCUUAUUUCUCCAGAGUUCAACAUUGGAUGACCAAUGCCCAAUGGAGAUCCGGUGCACAGAAGAGGGUCCUGGGCCUGGGAUCUUCAGAGCAGAGUUGGGAGACCAGCAGCAACCCAGACUGAGUGGGAUCUGGUUGGUCUUCAGAGACCAGAACCAGGUUCUGUCCCUUGGGGGCAGGCUCCUGUUUGAACUUCAAGGUUGAGUAAAGCUUGCUGGCAGGAGGAGACAACCCAGACAGCUCUCUGCUUCCUUCAUAGUCUCUCAGUCCCAGCGUUGGUGCUGCCUGCAACGUGGCUGUGUAAUACUGGGAGCCCUGGGGCUGCUGGCUGGAGCAGGUGUUGGUUCCUGGCUCUUAGGUCAGUACUGGGCCCUUCUGUCUGAAGAGGGGAGGAGGACAGGAUCUGAGGGAAGCUUGGAGAUGGAAGCAGGUGCUGAACAGCCACUGUAUGUAGAUGGACAAGCCCCUCUGUCAUCUGUGCUGUAUGGACAGCCAGACAGGGAAGGGGUUACCCAUGGAAUGGAAGGAUUUAAGGGUCAUAGAGGGAACACCUUGACCCUACAGUCCUCUUACUUGUAUGGAUGGUCCAUGGCUUUAGUCAGAUUCUCCCUCCUCCCCCACCUAGACACUGUUCUUAGUGAGAGACAAACAGACAAAUAGAAACACAGGAUAGUCUGACAGACAGUCCUGUGCCUCUCUUACUGAUUGAUUGGGGUCUAUCUAUAGUCAGUGUGGCUGACAGAGAUUCUUUUUUUUUUUUUUUCUUUUCUUUUCUUUUUUUCGGAGCUGGGGACUGAACCCAGGGCCUUGAGCUUGCUAGGCAAGCGCUCUACCACUGAGCCAAAUCCCCACCCCACAGAGAUUCUUUAGAAGGCAGGCCUACCCCUACUGCUGUACUGACUUGUUAGGCACGUUGAGCCUUUCUGGGGGUUUCCUCCCGGUUCCCAGUCUCUCUGUGACUUUCUCUGCACUUUGUUAGUGUUGUAUCUCUGGCCGGCUGCCUCUCCACCCGUCUCGGUGACGUUGCAGGAGGAGGAGGUAACGCUGAGCUGCCCAGGAGUGAGCAGUGAGGAAAAACUCCUUCCAUCUCUUCCCAAAGCAGGUGGGCAAUGUCCUCAAAGCUACAGGAACCAGAUUUGCUCCUAGCUCGGGGCCCUUUACACUUCAGGACGGAAAUGAAGGACCAGCAGUUUGCCAUCACCCUCUGUCCCUUCCUCUACUGGAUGGGAGUUGUAACAAGGUCUACCUGGCAGCACUGAGGUCGGGUUUAGGGCUUACGGUCUUCCCUAAGGAGUGUCCCGAUCUUUAGCUGGGGUGUGGUUAGGAGGCCAGGGCAGUAGAGAAAUGAAGCUUAUGUGGGGGAAGAGGAGCUAGCGGUAGGGGUGACAGUGUGUGAACAGCAGGGCCACCAGGUCAUCUGAGGACAUCACUCCACAUUGUCCCCUGGCUGUCUCCACUGUCCGUUCUUCCAGGAAGAGUUGGAGUUCACACAGUACAAUGCUGUCCAAAGGUCGGAUGUUAGAAAGAGUUAUAGAAGUUAGAUCAAGCCUGGGGUUUUCUUAUUUAUGUAUUUAUUUAUUUAUUUAUUUAUUUAUUUAUUUAUUUAUUUAUUGCUAGAUGGGUACAUUAUUUCCUUGAGCUUCCAAUUCUUUCUAUGCACAGUGAAAAAGAAAAGUAUUUACUGCGUGCAAUUGUAAUAACAAAGCAUGGAAAUACAUAAAAGAAGCGUAGUUGUGAGCCCGUGUAUCCGCCAUCUGGCCUGCCAUAACAAAGCACUACAGAUGGGGUGUGCGUUUAUUUUCUCACAGACUGGAUGCUAGACGUCCAGUUACAAAGAGCAGCUUGGUUCCUGGUGAGGGCUCUCUUCUUGGCUCCCUACAGUAUCAUCCUACAGUAUUUUCUGUUUGCUGGGAGGUGGGUAGGGAAAUAAUGAAUGAGUUGGUGUCUUCUAUGAGGACACUGGCCCCCCUGGACCAGCACCCCAGGAUCUCAUUUCAUCUUUAAGUGCCUAAUGUAUCCAAGCUGGCCUCUAGCUCCUGCCUCCACCUCUGGAGUGUAGGGGUUACAGGCUUGUUCUACCACAGCCAGCACUGGGAGUCAAACCCAGGGCUUUGUGCAUGCUAGGAAAGGACUCUGUCAAUGAAGCUGUAGAACAAGGCCUUUUGUUUAAUCUUAAAUGCCUUCUUCAAAGCUCUGUCUCUAAACACAGUUAAACUGAUGGAGGGCUGGAGGAAGAGAGGGAGGGAGGAAAGGAGAGAGAUAGAGAUAGAAAUAGAGAGAGUGAGAAAGAGAGAGAGGGUGGAGAGAGAGACAGAAAGAGAGAGAGAGAGAGGGGAGGAGGAGAGAGAGACAGACACACACACACAGAGAAAGAGAGAGAGACAGAGACACAGAGAUACAGAGACACACAGAGAGAGACACAGAGAGAAUAUGCAACAACACAGGGGAGAAAGCAGUUUAUAAACAUUGACUACUACUGUCACAAUAUUUGAAUUCAGGAGACUUGGCUUAUGUUCUAGAUCUAUCCCUUGUUGGUCUUGGACAAGUUGCUUUCACCUUUGUGCCUCGAUAUCCCCUCUGUUGAGGGAGUUAACUGCUUUCUUGUAGGGUUGUUAUGGUUAAGAGUGUGGUAGAAUACCCCUGUUUAUUACUCUCUCUCGUGUGUGUGUGUGUGUGUGUGUGUGUGUGUGUGUGUGUGCACGUCUGCCACUGACUGAGUGUGGGGGUCAGAAGACAAUUUGUUGGUUCUCUAUCACAUAGGCUGUGGGGGUUCAGCCCAGGUUGACAAGCUUGAUGAUGAGUGCUUUUAUCUGCUGAGUCAUCUCCCUUGCCUCAGAGCACCUUUUAAAGCACAUGGUCAAAACACGGAACUGAAAUAUCUACAAAAUGGUAGCUUUUGUUUUCAGCACUGACCAGGCACCCAGGGGGGCAGGCAAGCUGACCUGGGGUGGUCCAAGCGUCCAGCUCCUCUUGGUUGGGCAGCAGGAGGGUUUUCACAUGGGGCUUUUAGUAUCUUUCAGAAUAAAUGGUGAGGAUCUUCUGCUUGAAGUGCAAGUAAGGGCUCGGCCAGACUGGCUCCUGGUCUGCCAUGAGGGCUGGAACCCUGCCCUGGGGAUGCACAUCUGCCAGAGUCUUGGAUAUUUCAGGCUCACUCAACACAAGGCAGUGAAUCUGUCUGACAUCAAGCUCAACAGAUCCCAGGAGUUUGCUCAGCUCUCUGCUAGACCGGGAAGCCUUGUAGAGGAGGCAUGGCAGCCCAGCACUAACUGUCCUUCUGGCCGAAUUGUUUCUCUCAAAUGUUCUGAGUGUGGGGCAAGACCUCUGGCUUCUCGAAUAGUUGGCGGUCAAGCUGUGGCUUCUGGGCGCUGGCCGUGGCAAGCUAGUGUGAUGCUCGGCUCCCGACACACAUGUGGGGCCUCUGUGCUGGCACCCUACUGGGUAGUGACUGCCGCCCACUGCAUGUACAGUUUCAGGCUGUCCCGUCUAUCCAGCUGGCGGGUUCAUGCAGGGCUGGUCAGCCACAGUGCUGUCCGACAACACCAGGGAACUAUGGUGGAGAAGAUCAUUCCCCACCCUUUGUACAGCGCCCAGAACCAUGACUAUGAUGUGGCUCUGCUGCAGCUCCGGACACCAAUCAACUUCUCAGACACUGUGAGCGCUGUGUGUUUGCCGGCCAAGGAGCAGCACUUUCCACAAGGGUCGCAGUGCUGGGUGUCUGGCUGGGGCCACACCGACCCCAGCCAUACUCAUAGCUCAGAUACACUGCAGGACACAAUGGUACCCCUGCUUAGCACCGAUCUCUGCAACAGCUCAUGCAUGUACAGUGGGGCACUCACACACCGCAUGCUGUGUGCCGGCUACCUGGAUGGAAGGGCAGAUGCGUGCCAGGGAGACAGUGGGGGACCCCUGGUGUGUCCCAGUGGUGACACGUGGCACCUUGUAGGGGUGGUCAGCUGGGGUCGUGGCUGUGCAGAGCCCAAUCGCCCAGGUGUCUAUGCCAAAGUAGCAGAGUUCCUGGACUGGAUCCAUGACACUGUGCAGGUCCGCUAGCUGAAGAAGAAGCAGCUGCUGCCUGCGACACAGAACUGUGGAUCUCCCAUGGAUCAUCCCAGACUGAGGACUAGCAUCUGGGUCACUGGGCCUUUCCCCAAAGGCUCUGACUUCUAGUUUGUCUUUCUCAUCUGAGAACCUCCACAACAGAGAAGAGUCUGGGGCUGGGUUGGGAAUGAUGAUGAGAGGAAGGGAUAAGAAGACAGAGGAGACAGAAGAGGCUUCUGGAAGCAUCUGGGAGACUGCCCUCUGCUCUCCACACACCCCAUGUGCAUCCACUGGGAGGAUGCUGGAGGUGCCCCAGCCCUGUUUUCUUCUGAGGCCAGGGAAGGCCUAAGUUCAACUUUAGAAGAUGCCCUGUCUCAAGGGUCUUAGGCAGAUAAUGUUAAGGUUGGACCAGCUCAGGUAAAGGCAUCGAAAUCAAGAUCCCCCCCAUGCUGGUCCUGUUUUGAGGUAACUCUAAGUAGCCCUCCGUGAAGCAGAGGUCUACAAGGUAAGAAGGAUGGAGUUGGGUUAGGAUGCUGUUUUUCACACGACAGUUCUGUAAAUUGCUUGAUAUUAAGUGGAGAUUAUAUAUAAUCUUGGUUGAGGUCCUCCCUCUCUGUAUUAGCUAAUGUGAUGAAAUACACGGUCAAGAGAACUUACUUUGGCUCAGAGACAAAAGAUCCAGUCUACUGUGCUGAGGAAUGUGAGGUGCUACUCUGUCAGGAAGCAGGGAGAGGAGGUGCUGGGGCUUUGGUCGUAGACCUCGGCCAUUGCUUAGAGGCCCUAACAUACAGGGCAAGUCUCAGUUACACCUCUCAGGAAAGUCCCUCACAGAUGUACUUAGAGGUGUGUCUCCCAGGUGAUUCAAAAUCCAGCAUACUUGUCAGCAAAGACUAGCCAUCACUGUCACACGUGUUACUGAAUAGAAAUACAAAUUUCCUCCUAUAUAUGUUUCUUGAGACUUAGAUUCUGCCUCCAACUCAUCAUUUAUGGAAUUUUGGUAGGUUCCUAAUUAUUAAAUUCUUUAAGUUAGCUCAACAUAUAUGUCACCAUCUGUAGCAAAGAGACCAACUGUCCAGGGGGUCUGUGGCUUUGAGUUUGAGCACUGAAGUCAGUGCUCCUAGAAAGGCUGGUUUACCCACAAGGUUCAGCUUUUCCCCUUAGCUCUGUUUUUGAGGGAACUAAAUCUUUCAGCCUGGGGAGAUCGCUUCCUGAGUUUAUUCCCAGUUAGCAUUUUCCCAGGGAAGCUUCUUCCUUACUUGCUGGUCUCUAGCAAUUAAAAUGCAAUGGCUAUCUUCUUUCCAAAAAAACUCAAUGAAUUUUUCAUGGUGAUUACCCAGGGAAAUGCAAUUAGCAUUGAGCAAUAACAAGAACUUUGUGAGUUUAUCAGCAUAUUUGUUGAGGGUUUAUCCAAGUAAUUAUUCUUCCUGGAGGGUCUAUCUUCUUUCCUUACACGCUGUGCACUGAAACACAAAGGCCUCAAUUUACUUUGGGCUUCAUUACCUGUAGAAAAAGUUACUGAGAGUCAACGCUCACAUUGCCUAUGCAAAGUUCUGGUGGAUGGUAAAAUGUCUUCAGCCUCCAGCCUGAGCCCAGCAUUUUCUCCCUGGCUUUUCCCCAAAGGAGGCAGUGAGGGGACAGAAGGUUCCCCUGGGAAGGGAGGAGUUAAAAGCAAAUCCACAGGCUACGCUCAUUUUUAUACUUCAUAUGACAGCUACAAACAUUGUUUGGUUAGCGGGAAAUGGUUAUUAUUAUAGCCUCAUAGCCUUCUAGUUAUCAAUGACAUGUGAGCAUACUUGGCAGUUUAGAAAACCUGUUGAUGUGUGUGAUCUCACAGCAUCCGUGUGGUAAAGGUAUUAUUUCAUCUAUUCUGCAGACAACAAGAUUAGCUCAAAAAGGUUUAGUGACUCCGGUAAGAAGACCUAGUUCCUAGGCACUAGAGAAGUAAGACCUGAGUUUGUCUCUUUACUAUCAACCCACAUCCUUAGCUUGCACAUGGGUGAGCGAAAUAGUCCAAUACUGCACAGACGUGUAGAACUGCAAGGUAUUUUAUCAGAUCACCUGACCUAGUCACCUGCUUCCCUACAACAACCUGUAGGAUCCCAGAGGCCAGAAAGGUGGCUCACAGGAAAAGGGCACUUAACAUUGUCUUAUGGUCUGAGUUUGAUCUCUGGAAGCCAAAAGCUGGCAGCAGAAAACCAACUCUCUGUUCAUUCUCUAACCUCUACAUGUACCCCAUGGCACCUGUAAAUAAAUAUAAUUUAAAAA